GUAAGAGUAAGAGUAAGAGUGAGAGAAAGACCUGUCUAGGAACACGUGUGUGUAUUUAUGUAUUCGUGUAAUAACGCCUAUGCUCGAACAACAACUUCCAACGGUGGUAACGCGUAACGACAGUCGCGUUUAUCGAAUUAGGGCUAAUUUCGUCGUUAUCGUCGUCGGUGGCACCGUGCGGAGGGUGGCAAUAAAAUUCAUCGAGCAUCAUGGAUGCGUGGAAACGCGGAAGGAUUAUCUACGCUUAUCUCAUAUGGGUCGUCUUCAAGGCUACAGCAGCUGGAGGACUGUUUGAUGCCAUGAAUUCGUUGGUCGAGGAGCUUGUCGUUGAAGCUGGCAAGAACGUGACGUUGAGUUGUCCAGGAGUGACGGAAGACUCUCUGGUGUAUAUGCUCGAGUGGCGAGCCGACGGUAUGCAACUGCUCGAGUGGCGGGCUAACGGAAUGCAACUCGAGCACGCCAACAGAGGCACCGUUGUUCGGAGUCAUCAGAAUAGGGUGUUUCUCUCUUUGAAAAAUUACGCUCUACAAUUUCAUCCUGUCACAGCACCGGACUCGGCCAAGUACGAGUGCCUGAUAAACAAUCGUAGUACACCGGAAGCCAUUAUUAAGCUCAUCGUUCAAG
This is a messenger RNA of Polistes dominula (European paper wasp), 624 nucleotides long. RefSeq names its product Protein tyrosine phosphatase 99A. The record is from RefSeq and is a predicted model, not a curated record. Gene Ontology annotation, molecular function: protein tyrosine phosphatase activity; protein binding. NCBI's taxonomy places the organism in Eukaryota, Metazoa, Arthropoda, Insecta, Hymenoptera, Vespidae. Gene Ontology annotation, biological process: protein dephosphorylation.